Molecule: messenger RNA, 2496 nt
Organism: Rhea pennata
Lineage: Eukaryota; Metazoa; Chordata; Aves; Rheiformes; Rheidae
Gene: WDR27
Product: WD repeat domain 27
Exons: 24
Coding region: 1-2496 (831 amino acids)
Molecular function (GO): protein binding
Source: RefSeq, a predicted model, not a curated record
AUGGCAAAUCGCGAGGAGCCUCGUCCUCCCGGGGACAGCGGCUGUGCCGCCGUCGUCUGGGAAAAGCAUCUGUUUAAAUCCAGGCUGUCUGAGAGUCUUGUCCAGCUGGCGUGUACCCAGCAUUACUGCGCUUUCCCUCUGGAGGAAAGUGAGCUGUGCGUCUGGAAUAUGGCUGGUGCUGCUCAGCCGUUACAUUUGUUAGGACACCGACACGCGAUUUCUGCGCUGUCAUUUGGAAGUAAAGGCCACCCGCUUCUCGUCUGCUCUGCCUGCUGCGAGAACGUGAUAGUGUGGAACCUGGACGAGUGCACAGCGGACCUGCUGCAAGGGUUAACACCUCGAGGAAUUGUUAUAGGAACUCUUUUGGGAAUGGUGCUUCAUGUAAGGUUUAGUCCGGAUGAUCAACAAGUGGCAGUAUGUGCUGGGAAGCGGAUUUACAUGUUAAGUGCAAAGAAUGACACUGUACUAGCUGAAUUGGAAGGCCACCUAGCUCCAGUGACUGCUGCUGAAUUUUGCACAUGGGAGAAAAAUAUGCUGAUAUCAGUUUCUGAAGACAGAAGCUUUAAGGUUUGGGACUAUUCUACUGGCCUGUUAAUACAUCAGUCAGCAGUAUUAACAGCAGCAUUUCCUUUGCUAAGUCUGCUAAUUGAUGAAGAAAAUAAACAGAUUAUCACUGGAUGUGCUGAUGGACAGCUUUGGAUUUUCAGUUUAAUCAGUGAUCAUAAUUACCGUUGUGUGACACGUAUCAACUUAAAGAAAGAACAAGAGAAAUUCUAUAAUAAAAUGGGGAAGUCUGAACAAGAAUUAGAUGAGGGGCAAAGUACUUCUGAGCUGUGUAAAACAAACAGUAUGAGAUCAGAAGAAACAGUGGAGACAACAUUACCUGUCCUCACAAUUGAACACUGUGACCAUUUAGUGUGUUUCCAUGAGGAAGAAAACUUAUUUCCUGCCCUAAAUACUAGCUAUUUUUGGAUAGGAAGCUCCACUGGUUUGUUAAUAAUUAAUUCGGCAAACUUUGAAUUAGAAGCUGUUUUAUGUUACAAAGAUUACAGUGACCUCAGAAUUCGAUUUGCUGGAUCAUGUGCCUUAACAAGGAAGACAGUUAAUGGAAAGGUCUUAUGCUUGCUCUCCUCAAUGUUUGAAGAUCUGAUUGCAGUGUUGGAAGUUAACCUUGCUGCGUUGUUGAGAUCUCAGCAGAAUGAUUUUCUCUUAUAUGGAAAUGAGAAGAUUCUAUCAGUUAUUGCCAGGUGUUCUUUGUUGCCAAAAUCUCCACUGUGUAAAGGUUUAAAAAAAAACAUUAAGGAACCUUCUAGUAAAAUAGUUGGAGUGAAAAGCACAGUGAGAGACCAACCCUUGGUUUUCCAUAGGAAAGUUAAGUCAUCAGGUUAUGCAACAGCACCACAAAUGACUAUGUUUUCUCCAGUUACUAACCUGAAGAAGAAUAAUGAAGUAACAAAGUGGAAGACCAGUUGUAAAUGCAAAAAUAAAGAAUAUCCGUUGGAAAGUUCCCCUCCAACCAAAUAUGAGAAAGAGAUGUCUGUUGCUUAUAAACCAACCCCAAUUUGUUGCAUUCAGUAUUCUGGGGAUGGAGAGCUGCUGGCUUGUGGCCUGGCUGACAAAUCUGUACUGGUAUUUGAUUCCAACCUUACUGAUACGCGAGCUGUUUUUUCAGGUCAUGAUGGCGCAGUUAACUCCGUUGGCUGGAGUCAUGACAAGAAGUGGUUAGUUUCUGCAUCAGAAGACCGAACUUUAAGGAUCUGGUCAGUCUGCAGUAAAGAACCUGCCCUACUUCUGGGUAAAGACAAGUUCCAUAAAUCUGUACGCUUUGCACAGUUUUAUUAUAUAGAUACCUUUAUAUUGCUGUGUUGUGGAGCUGAAUUUCAUCUAUUAAGUUUCUAUCUUGACACUGCGAAGGAUGACCUAAAACGAUACAAACAGAGAAGUGCUUGCAAAUUGAUACAGAAGUUUCCUAUGGCUUCCACAAUGGAAAUCACCAGCCUUUCAACAGUAAAUGAUUUCUACUCCUAUAUUGUACUUACAGCUGGUAGCAACCGAGCACUGGAAGUUUUUGACCUCAAUGCAGGCUGCAGCACAGCAGUAAUACCAGAAGUUCAUUCUAGAUCGGUCCAUCAGAUCUGCCAAAAUAAGGGGUCAGUAUUCAGUGCUCAGCAACCCGAAGCUUACAAUCUUUUCAUGACCACAGCCAUAGGUGAUGGCAUCAAACUGUGGGAUUUAAGAACACUGAGGUGUGAACGUCGUUUUGAAGGUCACAUUAGCCGCUGCCAUCCAUGUGGAAUUGCAGUGUCUCCUUGUGGGCGGUUUAUAGCCAGUGGAUCAGAUGACAAAUUUGCUUAUAUAUAUGACAUGCGUUCAAGCACCUUUUCACAUAAGUUGGGAGGGCACACAGAUUCUGUCAUCAACGUGACUUUUAGUCCUUCAUCUCCCCAGCUCACCACAGCCACCUUGGAUGGCAAACUCCAGUUGUUUCUACCCUGA